CAAGCCAUCUACUAUGAUCUUGUGAAUUAUUGCACAGAGAACAGAAAACUAACCUAUUCUCUCAUUUGUGUCCUCAAAGAUAACAUUGAAAAGCGAAAAAUUAUCCUACAUUAUUGACACGGUGUUUGAAUCAAUUUACCAAAUAAACUACUGAUGUGUUGUGGCGUGUGAUUCGCAAAAACCUAACGUUUCCAUAGGUAGCUCUAGAUAGCUCGAAUCGCAACAAUGCCAAAAUCCGGCAGGUAAUGUCUUCGUUUAGAUUUAGUAUACGUUACAACGAAGGUGAAAUCACUCGUUGAUUAUAACACUUACGAACAAAGUACCGCGGCAAAAUGAAGACAGCUUUGAUGGUAGCUGAAAAACCUUCUUUGGCGGCAUCCCUAGCCAAUAUAUUGAGCAAUGGACGAUGUACUACUAGAAAAGAAAAUGGACAAGAAGAAUAAUAAAAUACAAUCAAAUUAUAAGUUUAGUAGUUGGCUAUACUUUUAGUUACUGCAUGUAUUUUCAUUUUUCAACUUUUGGCAUAUUAUGGCUUCUUAAAAAAAAUUGAUGCUAGAUAGAGAAAGGUUUACAUUGAAUACCUUUUGUUCUUUCCAAUCCUUUGUACUUCUCAACUUCUACAAAGGCUGAACAAUUUUCAAGUACUUUUGAGUAUGCCAUAUCCCCAUGCGGUAAAUGAGAAUUAAAUUUAAUCGGAUGAUGAAGCUAAUCAGACUUGGUUUGAACGGCUCCUGUUCCGUCCAUGAAUGGGUAGGUCAAUUCAGAUCCGAGACUGUAAAUUUAAAAAUGACUUCCGUAUGUGGACACGUUAUGACAUUGGAUUUUAUUGGAAAAUAUAACAAUUGGGACAAAGUGGAUCCAGCAGAAUUAUUCUCCUGUUCAACUGAGAAAAAGGAAGCGGUACCAAAAUUAAAAAUACCAUAUUUUUUGGCCAAAGAAGGAGCGCAUUGCGAUUAUUUAGUAUUAUGGUUAGAUUGUGACAAAGAGGGUGAAAAUAUUUGUUUUGAAGUUAUCAAUGCGGUGCAGCAGGGAAUGCACAGGAAAUUACAUAUAAAUGAUAUAUGGCGAGCGCGAUUUUCUGCCAUUACUGAAAAAGAUAUAAAAGCUGCUUUGGCCAAUCUGAUAAAACCCAAUGAAAAUGAAGCCAAAAGCGUUGAUGCUCGUCAGGAGCUGGAUUUGCGAAUAGGCUGUGCAUUUACAAGAUAUCAAACUAAAUUUUUUCAGGGCAAAUAUGGAGAUUUAGAUGUAUCUCUUAUUUCUUAUGGUCCAUGUCAAACGCCUACGUUAGGAUUCUGUGUACAGAGACACGAUGAAAUUCAAACCUUUAAACCAGAUCCAUAUUGGGUAUUGCAAGUAACUGUCAAGUCUUCCGAUGGUCAAGAUAUCGUAUUAAGUUGGGGUCGAGUACGUUCUUUCGACAAAGAAGUUGCAAAUAUGUUUUUAAGCCAUGUUAAAGAGCACGAUCAAGCAACUGUAGUCAGCGUACAAAGUACGGAAAAGUCCAAAUCUCGACCUAUAGCAUUAAAUACAGUGGAGUUGAUGAGAGUCGCGAGUUCUGGUUUAGGAAUGGGUCCACAACACGCUAUGCAAAUUGCAGAAAGACUCUAUACUCAAGGAUACAUAAGUUAUCCUCGGACGGAGACAACUUCAUAUCCUGAAAAUUUUGAUCUGCUUUCAACGCUAAAACAACAGCAAAAUAGCCCGGAAUGGGGCGAGGAAGUUCGUCAGAUAAUAGGGACUGGAAUCAACAGACCAAAAAAAGGCCAUGACGCGGGCGAUCAUCCACCUAUAACACCUAUGAAACAUGCAACCAGAAACGAGCUCGACGGCGAUUCGUGGAGAUUGUACGAUUAUAUAACGCGACAUUUCAUCGCUACGCUGGCACGGGAUUGUAGAUAUUUGAGUACCACAGUAAAAUUUGAGAUAGGCAUGGAAAUAUUCACAACUACUGGUCAUAGCCUGUUAAGUCCUGGUUACACGAGUAUUCUCACUUGGCAGGCACUUGGUAGUAGUGAUACUCUGCCGAAAUUUACACCCGAUGAGAAAGUAAACAUUCAAGAGGCAAAAUUAGUUGAAUGUUACACACAACCACCAGAUUAUUUAACAGAGGCAGAAUUAAUAUCUCUCAUGGAAAAACAUGGCAUCGGGACAGACGCUUCGAUUCCUGUGCAUAUAAAUAAUAUCUGCAUUAGAAAUUACGUUACUGUUGCAGCAGGCAGAAAAUUAAUACCUACAUCUCUUGGGAUCGUUUUAGUCCAUGGAUACCAAAAGAUAGAUCCCGAAUUAGUUUUGCCUACAAUGAGAUCUGCAGUGGAAGAACAAUUAAAUCUAAUAGCAUUAGGUCGAGCUGAUUUUUAUGCUGUGUUACAACAUACUGUAGAAAUUUUUAAACAAAAAUUUCAUUAUUUUGUACAAAGUAUAGAAGCUAUGGAUCAGUUGUUUGAAGUCUCGUUCUCACCAUUAUCGGCAUCUGGCAAGGCACAUUCUAGAUGCGGUAAAUGUCGUCGAUACAUGAAAUACAUACAAACCAAGCCAUCUAGAAUGCAUUGCGCACAUUGUAAUGAAACGUACAAUUUACCACAAAAUGGAAACAUACGAAUAUAUAAAGAAUUGAAAUGUCCAUUGGACGACUUUGAAUUACUUUCAUGGUCGACUGGAACGCGAGGAAAAAGUUAUACAUUUUGUCCGUACUGUUACAAUAAUCCGCCAUUCAGGGAUAUGAAAAAGGGAAUGAGUGGUUGUAAUUCAUGCACGCAUCCGACAUGUCCGCACGGUAUGAAUUCAAAUGGUUUGUCCAGCUGUUUGGAAUGCGAUCUAGGUAUACUUGUACUCGAUCCUUCGGCUGCACCUAAAUGGAAAUUGGGAUGUAAUCGUUGCGACGUUAUUAUUCAUCUAUUUGAGAAUGCGCAUAAAGUAACAGUUGAUACAGAUACAUGUGAUUGCGGCGCACAAUUAGUAACCGUCGAAUACAAACAGGAUAAAAGCAAACUCCCUAACGAAGUGACCGAGAUGUCUGGCUGUGUGUUUUGCACUGCAGCUUUCGUUGCGUUAGUAGAAAAACAUCGUGCAGUAGCUUCGAAACCAGUCAUCACUCGUGGCCGAGGUCAUGCUAAGAGCCGUAAUCGAGGCAAACCUAAACCACCAAAGGACAAAAUGGCACAAUUGGCAGCAUAUUUUGUAUAAUAAAUUGUUUAUUCCAUACAAUAUAAAGCCAUGUGUAUCUCGUCAUUGUUUUUCAGUGAGUUUCUAAAUAUCGUCCUGAAUUUCACAGUAUUUUACGACGCAUGAAAAUCACAAUAAUCAUGUCAUCUCCUCUAUUAUAUGUAUAAUGGAAUUAUACUUGUAUAUUAAUUAUAAUUAAUACAUUUUGUAGAACAUUACGUUUUAUUAAACAAACUCGCCUAGUUCUGACUAAAAUCCUAA
Solenopsis invicta (red fire ant) is the source of this 3423-nucleotide messenger RNA. RefSeq names its product DNA topoisomerase 3-beta-1 (gene Top3beta). Gene Ontology annotation, cellular component: nucleus. The coding region runs from base 676 to 3183 and encodes 835 amino acids. The record is from RefSeq and is a predicted model, not a curated record. The transcript has 15 exons. Gene Ontology annotation, molecular function: DNA binding; DNA topoisomerase type I (single strand cut, ATP-independent) activity. Gene Ontology annotation, biological process: DNA topological change. NCBI's taxonomy places the organism in Eukaryota, Metazoa, Arthropoda, Insecta, Hymenoptera, Formicidae.